AUGGAAAUCAUUUUGCAGGCAUGGAGUGAACCAGCCAAGUGCCCUAUUCAACCAGGUGCAAAUUUUAGCCAAAAGAUUUUGCUUAGUGAUGAGGAAGGAACUAUAUGGUGGCAUGCACACAGCGAUUGGUCGCGAGCUACAGUUCAUGGCGCUAUCUUUGUCUAUCCACAGAAUGGAACCACUUAUCCCUUUCCUAAGCCUCAUGCAGAAGUGCCCGUUAUAUUAGGAGAGUGGUGGAAGAGUGAUGUACAAGCGGUUCUUACGGAAUUCCUUCAGACUGGAGGAGAUCCAAAUGUCUCUGAUGCUUUCCUUAUAAAUGGUCAACCUGGUACAUUCAAUUUGACAGUGGAUCAUGGCAAGACCUAUUUGUUCCGAAUGAUCAACAGUGUCAUGAACAACAUUCUCUUCUUCGCCAUCGCCCAACACAAGAUCACUGUUGUCGGAACAGACGGUGGCUACACCAAGCCGUUGAAAAGUGACUAUCUCGCGAUAUCGCCCGGGCAAACCAUUGAUUUCUUGUUAGAGGCCAACCAACAACCAGAUCACUAUUACAUGGCUGCUAAGGCCUACAACAGUGCCAGCGCGGUUAGUUACGACAACACCACCACCACAGCCAUUAUUCAGUAUAGUGGAAACUACACUCCAUCUUCACCCUCACCUUUCCCUCAUCUUCCAGCCUUCAACGACACGAAAGCCUCGACGAAUUUCGCCGGCAGCCUGAGAAGUUUAGCCAGCAAAGACCAUCCAGUCCAUGUACCACUGAAAAUCAGCACUAAGUUAUUUUUUACAGUCUCGAUUAAUACAGAACCAUGUGAUCGUAAUACAUCUUGUGAGGGUCCAAAUGAUCAACGAUUCGCGGCCAGUGUGAACAACAUAACCUUCGAAAACCCAAGAAUUGACAUUCUUGAAGCUUAUUACAGGGGCAAUAAUGGUGUUUUUGGAGAAGAUUUUCCUAAAUUUCCUCCAUUGGCAUUCGAUUACACGAACCAAACUAUUCCGGUGGAAUACCAGAGGUCAACGAACGCAACAAAAGUGAGAGUGCUUGAAUAUAAUUCCACGGUGGAGCUUGUUUUCCAGGGAACCAAUUUGUUGGCUGGGAUUGAUCAUCCCAUGCAUUUGCAUGGAUAUAGUUUCUAUGUUGUUGGGUGGGGAUUUGGAAAUUUUGACAAAAUGAAGGACCCUUUGAAGUAUAAUCUUGUUGACCCUCCUCUACAGAAUACCAUUGCAGUCCCAAAGAACGGCUGUGUUGCUAUCAGAUUCAAGGCAAACAACCCUGGAGUGUGGUUAAUGCACUGCCAUUUAGAACGCCACAUAAGUUGGGGGAUGGAGAUGGCAUUCAUAGUGAAAAAUGGGAAACACCCAAAUGCCAAAAUGUUGCCCCCACCUCCAGACAUGCCACCAUGUUGA
Messenger RNA from Ilex paraguariensis (yerba mate), 1407 nucleotides. The record is from the annotation of a GenBank genome assembly. NCBI's taxonomy places the organism in Eukaryota, Viridiplantae, Streptophyta, Magnoliopsida, Aquifoliales, Aquifoliaceae.